UCAGGCCGGGUUUUCCCUCCGCCUUUAGGGCAGGCGAGCGAGCGCCGCCGAGCGCGUCCCUCCCUCGCCAAUCCGGCUCCAGCGCCCGCCCGCCCGCGUUUUCCCGGCGCUUACCGCACGGCCGCUCCGGCCCCGCUCGCAGUCUCGGCCGGAGCCGGCUCCUUGGAGGGAGGGUUCGAAUCCGCGCGAGGGAACUGCAGCGCGCGAGGGGUGCGGAGCGGCGCCAGCAUGAAGCGGCUGCCUGUGCCCUGUUGAAACUUCAUGGCCACAGCCCCAGGUCCUGCUGGCAUUGCCAUGGGCAGCGUGGGCAGCCUAUUGGAACGGCAGGACUUCUCCCCUGAAGAGCUACGGGCGGCACUCGCAGGGUCCCGCAGCUCCCGCCAGCCUGAUGGGCUCCUUCGGAAGGGCUUGGGCCAGCGUGAGCUCCUCAGCUACCUGCACCUCCCCAAGAAGGACAGCAAGACCACCAAGCGGGCCCCUCGGAAUGAGCCUGCCGACUAUGCCACUCUCUACUACCGGGAACAUCCUCGAGCCGGUGACUUCAGCAAGACGUCGCUGCCUGAGCGGGGUCGCUUCGAUAAGUGCCGCAUUCGCCCAUCGGUAUUCAAGCCUGUGGCGGGCACCGGGAAAGGCUUCCUGUCCAUGCAGAGCCUGGCAGCCCACAAGGGCCAGAAGCUGUGGCGCAGCAAUGGCAGCCUGCACACGCUGGCCUGCCACCCGCCCCUGAGCCCGGGGCCCCGGGCCAGCCAGGCACAGGCUCGUGCCCAGCUGCUGCACGCCCUCAGCCUGGACGAGGGCGGCCCUGAGCCUGAGCCCAGCCUGUCCGACUCCUCCAGUGGGGGCAGCUUUGGCCGCAGUCCUGGCACCGGCCCUGGCCCCUUCAGCUCCUCCCUGGGCCACAUUAACCACCUUGGGGGCUCCCUGGACCGGGCCUCGCGGGGCCCCAAGGAGGCUGGGCCGCUGGCUAUGCUGAGCUGUCUGCCUGAGCCACCGCCCCCCUACGAGUUCUCCUGUCCCACUGCCGAGGAGGUGGGAGCCACGCUGCCGGAUACCUGUGAGGAGCUCAAGAGGGGCCUCGAUGACGAGGAUGGCGCCAACCCCUUCACACAGGUACUGGAGGAGCGCCAGCGGCUGUGGCUGUCUGAGCUGAAGCGCCUGUACAUGGAGCGGCUGCAUGAGGUGGCCCAGAAGGCUGAGCGCAGCGAGCGCAACCUCCAGCUGCAGCUGUUUAUGGCCCAGCAGGAGCAGCGGCGCCUGCGGAAGGAGCUGCAGGCGCAGCAGGGCCUGGCCCCCGAGCCCCGGCCCCCAGGCACCCUCCCAGAGGCUGACCCCAGCGCCCGACCAGAGGAGGAAGCCCGAUGGGAGGUGUGCCAGAAGACAGCAGAGAUUAGCCUUCUGAAGCAGCAGCUCCGGGAGGCCCAGGCCGAGCUGGCGCAGAAGCUGGCUGAGAUCUUCAGUCUGAAGACACAGCUUCGGGGCAGCCGGGCACAAGCUCAGGCCCAGGACGCAGAGCUGGCCCGGCUACGCGAGACCGUGCGGAGCCUGCAGGAGCAGGCCCCCCGGGAGGAAGCCCCAGGCAGCUGUGAGACCGAUGACUGCAAGAGCAGGGGGCUGCUAGGGGAGGCAGGAGGCAGCGAGCCCGCAGAUGGCGCUGAGCAGCUGCGGGCUGAGCUGCUGCAAGAGCGACUCCGGAGCCAGGAGCAGACUCUACGCUUCGAGCGGGAGCGGCGGACGUGGCAGGAGGAGAAGGAGCGGGUGCUGCGCUACCAGCGGGAGAUCCAGGGGGGCUACCUGGACAUGUACCGCCGCAACCAGGCGCUGGAACAGGAACUGCGGGUGCUGCGGGAGCCCCCCACACCCUGGAGUCCUCGGCUUGAGUCCUCCAAGAUCUGAGGCCAGUGGAGUGAGCUGGCAGCAGAAGCACUGUCAGAAGAUGGCUUGGGCAAGCCCUCCCUGAGAUGGCCGCCUCCUUCCUUACAUUGGUCUGGGGCAGAAUCUGCUGAGGCCAGCCAGGGCUGGGGGGGCCCACUGAGAGGAAGGAUCCAGUGGGCUGUGGGCUGGAGAGGGUGCCAGCAGCAGGAGCCAGGGCAAGGCGCUCCUAGUAGAGGAGCACCCAGGCAGGGCCCAGCCUUGCUUCCUGUAGUAGGUGUGGCCCAGAGAAGGAGGUUGGAGAAUGAAGAGCCCCAUGAUGCAGAAGGGCAGGCAUGAGGGAGGCUGGGCUGGGAACAUUGGCCUCCCUGCAAUAAAACCAUGUUUUCUACGAGGAGGCCCCAGGUGACCUGUGGGGCCCGUCUCUGGCCUGAGUCUAGAGGAUCGUGGAUGGUUGGGGUGUGACAUGGGCUGUAGCUCCUCCUGUGGUCACGGUCAGUGGGAGGGUGUGCCCGGUGCCUGUGUGCGCAGCUGCUGGGCAUGUGGUCGGUGAGGGGAGGAAUCUCCUUGCCCAGUGCCACACAGUUCCUUAGCUGCGGUGGGGGCUGAAAUUCCUUCACCGUCAGUGGGAUUUUUCAGAAGGAACAAUGCCAGGGAACCUAGGAAAACAGGCAAGUCACCCAAGGCAUUAUGAGAACAUAAAACAUUCUCCUAGUGGGAAGUCUAGGUCCCCAGUGCCCAUUCCUGCUGGAUCUGGGGCCGGCCUGAAACAGCUUCCGCUAGAGCACCCAAAGGCUCCAGUAGGGCCCUGCCCCUCCCCGAAUGCACUUCCCACCUUUCUGUCUGGCUGCGCUACACCCCUCCCUCCACAGGGAUGGGGGUCCCUGGGAACGUGCAGGAGACGAGGCAGAGAAAGCUUGUGGGUCUCUUGGUAAAGAGCCUUUACCACAGCAAGGAAUGUGGCCAUUUCCCUGUAGGCAUGGAGGGCCAUGGGGUCUUUUUAAGCGGGGGUGAGAUGUGAUCUGAUUUGUAUUCUGGAAAGCUCUGUCCUGGGAGGACACAGCUUCCUGUCCCUGGCCCUGCACUGUGCUCCCUGACCCUUGCUGUCAGCCAAGGCUGAUCCUCAGCCCUCUUAAGACCCGCUCCCACCCGUGGCCUGUCAGCAGUCUGACUUUCAAUCUGGGCCUUUGCUCCCCUUCUGGGCAGUGGCCUGAAGCACAGAUCCAGUCUGGCUGUGCAAGUGGGCUCUCUCCACCCCUCGUGGAGAUGCGUCGUCGUAACUGCCGCCAGGUAUUGAGUGCUCCCUGACUGCUAAGUGCUGUUAGGCCAUCAGGGCAUGGGGGCUCAGGGUUGGGUUAGAUGUGCUUCCUGCCCCAGGGGAGCUGGCAUACAGACGUCUCUCCCCUCCCAGUCCCUGCCCUGGUGGGGCGGCAGCCGCCUCUGAUGAGUUCUCAGCAGAAAUCCUCCAUUUGCUCUUUGGCUGUGCUCCUGCCCUCCAAGGCCACGCUGGCAGCCCCCUCAGGCCCCAGUCGGUGGGUCCUGGUGGAGAGUGGAGUUGCUGUGCAGGGCUGUGGAUGGAGCUGUGGAGUGAGCCCGUGUGCACUGCCUGUUUAGGCUGGAGAGGAGUGUGUGAGUUGUUUGCUGUGGGGAUGGUGUGUUUAUGGCCCGGUGAGUGGCAGGUGUGUGUAGAGAUGUGCUGUGGGUGGUGGGUGUGUCUGGGGGUGUGUGUUUGGGGCUCCUGGGUUGGAGGCCAGGAGGGCUGCUUCCUGACUGCUCCCUCUGUCUUGUGUCUUCCCACCAGCCCGAGCCCUUUUAGCGCUGGUCAGGCUUGGGUGGAGCCUGAGGCCAGGACAGACCUCAGGCCUAGCUGAGACUCACUUAGGCCCAUCCCUGAGGCCAGGUCCUCUGCCUGGGGAGGGAAACGGGGACCACCUGGGUUAAGCAGGCCUGUCCCCCACAGGCCUUGGAACAGGCCUUUGACAGACCCCUCCAAACCAAGGUCUCUGGGCCAGUGACCCUCCAGAGGUCCCCCCAGAGCUGGGUGCUAGCCUUAAGCCUGAAUCCCUCCCUCCCCACAGCCUGGAGCUGGUCAGGCUGCGUGCCCACGUGCCCUACAAUGUCCAGGUUGGGUGCCCACAUGCUCCAUAAUGGCUGGGGUCCACCUUUUGGUGUACCAGCUCUGCAGAACAGCUCCCCACCCAGCAAUUAGGGAGCUGGGCUGGCCAGUACAGCCAGUGGGGAGUGGGUGGGCGGUACCAAAACUUGGCAGCUGUGCCAGAAACCAAGGCCAGGCCCAGAUGUAGGGGAGGGCGCAAGAGAGCCGAAGCUGGAGCCUCGGAGGGAACCGGAUCCCUGUUAGCUCAUCCCUGCUGGGCAAACCAGUUCCUGGUCCCCAAGCCGGCUGGGUGGCUCUGGGGCCGGCUGAUCACAGGUGCCACUGUAGUGGCUGCUGCUUCGGGGCAGCCCCUCCCUCCUGCCCCUAGCAGGCCCCUCAGCUGCCCUCAGUCCCCUCUCCCAGCUGACUAGGUCCAGGCAGCCAGUUCUCCAGAACUGUGGCAAGCUCCCCACCCUGGGCUCUG
Messenger RNA from Diceros bicornis minor, 4448 nucleotides. It is a transcript of the gene N4BP3, whose product is annotated as NEDD4 binding protein 3. The coding region runs from base 262 to 1893 and encodes 543 amino acids. Lineage: Eukaryota; Metazoa; Chordata; Mammalia; Perissodactyla; Rhinocerotidae. The record is from RefSeq and is a predicted model, not a curated record. The transcript is spliced from 5 exons. Gene Ontology annotation, cellular component: cytoplasmic vesicle.